Pocillopora verrucosa is the source of this 828-nucleotide messenger RNA. NCBI's taxonomy places the organism in Eukaryota, Metazoa, Cnidaria, Anthozoa, Scleractinia, Pocilloporidae. The record is from RefSeq and is a predicted model, not a curated record.
AUGGACAACAUAGAAGGGGUUUUAAACACAGUGCAAGUGGUCUUGGUAGGUACGACGAUCGCCAAUUUCCUUCUAAACACUGGUCGUCUUUCACCAGCCAUAGAGUUGUGUAAGGAAUGUUUGAGUUUACUAAACAGUCAGCCGCUUGAUAAGGAUGGACCAAUUACCCACUCAAUUCUCGUCCAACAGGGAAGGUUAAAUUUAUUACUAGCAACUACACUUUACACUCAAUCGAAGUUUGUGGAGGCCAGAAAAUUUUAUGAGAGAGCAAUAAAAAUCAUGAAAACGAAUGACGACGAACGAGGAAAAGCAAUUUGUUACGGAGGCUUAGCAACAUCACUUUAUUCCUUUGGAGAAUAUGACAAAUGUAAAAAAUAUCUGGAGAAGGCCCGUGCGAUUAGAAAGCAAAUUGGUGACAGAGUCGGAGAAGCAGUGUAUUACAGAGAACUAGGAGGACUGUCCAUAUUGCGUGGUAACUAUGAUAAGGCACAAGAAUAUAUCAAGAAAGCACUUGCCAUCAGAACACAAAUUGGUGACAAAAAGGGAGAAGGAAUGGAGCAAGGAUUCCUGGGAACAGUGUUCCAAAUGCUCGUGUUCCGAUCGCUUGGUAAUUAUGCCCAGGCGCAAGAAUAUCACGAGAGAGCACUGGCCAUCAGAAUGGAAAUUGGUGACAGAGCAGGAGAAGCAUUAGAUUACGGAAACCUAGGAACAGUGUUUCAAUCUAAAUAUAACAUGGCACAAGAAUAUUACAAGAAAGCACUGGCCAUCAGAAUGGAAAUUAGUGACAGAGCAGGAGGAGCAGCGAAUCCUUUGAAAUGGACCAAGUAA